Molecule: messenger RNA, 1949 nt
Organism: Oryzias melastigma (Indian medaka)
Lineage: Eukaryota; Metazoa; Chordata; Actinopteri; Beloniformes; Adrianichthyidae
Gene: csnk2a2a
Product: casein kinase 2, alpha prime polypeptide a
Exons: 13
Coding region: 596-1648 (350 amino acids)
Biological process (GO): protein phosphorylation; regulation of chromosome separation
Cellular component (GO): nucleus; cytosol; protein kinase CK2 complex
Molecular function (GO): ATP binding; protein serine/threonine kinase activity
Source: RefSeq, a predicted model, not a curated record
GAAAGUGUUUUUAAAAGCGCCCCUGCUGCUGAGCAGGUCAGAGUCACCGGACACAGUUCCCGCUCUUGUGGUGCUGGGACAGGCGGUGAGAUAACUGGUUAAAAAGGUUAACCGGGGUAAUUAGUUAGCCUGGUUAGCGUAAUUCCGAGGCUGACCGGAAGCUACUAGUUAGCGCGGCUAGAAUGUGGGUCGUAGUUUCGACCUCAACCGGGUCUUGGCAGCACGUUUGGGCCUUAAAGCUACUGUACGAACAGGUUCUGGAGCUGAGAGGGGCCGAGGAGUCUGACGGGCCCGAAGCUUCCCGGAGCCGAGAAGCAGAACCGAGAGACCAGUCUGACUGGCGGUUCUUCAUCCCAUCCUGCCCAACAUCCUGCUCCGGAGUUUAACUCACUCGGUCCUCUUGGCUCUGUCUGUCUGCACGGCUCGCGCUCAGUACGGGCCCAACGCCUUCCAGCCCGCGGCACAAGCAGCCACAGCCCGCGGUAACGCGCAGGAGCCGCAAACUCUGCAAGGUCGCUGCGCCGCCUUCCAGUAUCGAGCCAACAAGUAUUCAGAGGGAGGUGGGGGGCCCCGUCACGGAGCCUCAAAGCGAGCGAUGCCCGGAUCCACGCCGGCCAGCAGCAAGGCUCGGGUCUACACCGACGUCAACACACAGAAGAACAGAGAGUACUGGGACUAUGACGCACACGUGCCAAACUGGAGCAAUCAAGACAAUUAUCAGCUGGUGCGGAAGCUGGGCAGAGGGAAGUACAGUGAGGUGUUUGAGGCCAUAAAUGUCACCAACAAUGAGAAGGUGGUGGUGAAGAUCCUCAAGCCCGUCAAGAAGAAGAAGAUCAAACGGGAAAUCAAGAUUCUUGAAAACCUGCGAGGAGGAACCAACAUCAUCCGGCUGGUGGACACGGUCAAAGACCCAGUGUCCAGAACUCCGGCGCUUGUCUUUGAGUACAUCAACAACACAGACUUUAAGGAGCUUUACCAGAAGCUGACAGACUACGAUAUCCGCUUCUACAUGUUUGAGCUCCUCAAGGCUCUGGAUUACUGCCACAGCAUGGGCAUCAUGCACAGAGACGUGAAGCCCCACAACGUGAUGAUUGACCACCAGCUGAGGAAGCUCCGCCUCAUAGAUUGGGGUUUGGCUGAGUUCUACCAUCCCGCUCAGGAAUACAACGUCAGGGUGGCGUCCCGUUACUUCAAAGGCCCCGAGCUGCUAGUGGACUACCAGAUGUAUGACUACAGUUUGGACAUGUGGAGUUUAGGCUGCAUGUUGGCCAGCAUGAUCUUCCUGAAGGAGCCAUUUUUUCACGGUCAGGACAACUAUGACCAGCUGGUCCGCAUCGCCAAAGUCCUCGGUACCGACGAGCUGUAUGGCUACCUGCACAAGUAUCACAUAGAACUGGACACUCGCUUCAAAGACCUCCUCGGACAGCAGACGCGGAAACGCUGGGAGCAGUUUAUCCAGUCAGAGAAUCAGCACCUGGUGAGUCCGGAGGCUCUGGACCUGCUGGACAAGCUGCUGCGAUACGACCACCAGCAGAGGCUGACGGCGGCGGAGGCCAUGCGGCACCAGUACUUCUAUCCCGUGGUGAAAGAACAGGCGAACGCCAACACAGACGGCACAAAGGCAAUAAGCAGCUCCAACGCUACAUGAUACCAGAGAGCAGGUAACCCCCCAGAGGAAGAAUCCUCCUUUUUCUUUUUUACCUCAACUUGUGACCUUCUGGCUGCAGAGACCUCCGCACCAACAGCCAUACGGAGCAAACAUGUUUGGACUAAAGCCCCGCCCCACCAGAGCUUGAUCCACCCCCCACCCUUCAGACGAGCUCAGUGACUGCUGACGGAUCAGCUCCAGGCUGAAGAGGCUCCAUAUUUUAGCACUGAGUGACGUGGAGGUGGUUUCUGCUGAUAGAACAAAGCUAUAUUAUGAGAAUAAAACAUUUUUAUUUAAGACA